CGGCUCGGGUGCAGUCCCUGUGUGUCUGCAAAGAGCUGUGAGCCAGAGCGGAAAGAGGUACAAACCGGGCCUGCAGUGCCUUUCCAUAUCGCUUGGAGCCAAGUAAACACCGCGCGAAUGGUGAAAUCGGUGCUUUGAGGAAGUUACUGAAAUCAUGAAUCCUGUGUAUAGCCCUGGAUCUUCUGGGGUUCCCUAUGCAAAUGCCAAAGGAAUUGGUUAUCCAGCUGGCUUCCCAAUGGGCUAUGCAGCAGCUGCUCCUGCCUAUUCCCCUAACAUGUAUCCUGGAGCAAAUCCUACCUUCCAAACAGGUUAUACACCAGGUACCCCGUACAAAGUCUCCUGUUCACCCACCAGUGGAGCAGUGCCACCGUAUUCCUCGUCACCGAAUCCCUACCAGACUGCUGUGUACCCAGUCAGAAGUGCCUACCCACAGCAGAAUCCAUAUGCACAGCAAGGCACUUACUACACACAGCCUUUAUAUGCAGCACCACCCCACGUAAUUCACCACACCACAGUCGUGCAGCCCAAUGGAAUGCCAGCAACCAUGUAUCCUGCUCCGAUCCCCCCCCCCCGAGGGAACGGGGUGACCAUGGGCAUGGUGGCUGGGACGACUAUGGCAAUGUCAGCAGGUACUUUGUUGACAACUCAUUCCCCAACUCCAGUAGCCCCUCAUCCAGUUACUAUGCCCACGUAUCGGGCUCCAGGAACACCAACCUAUAGUUAUGUGCCCCCGCAGUGGUGAUCAUCCUGGCAGUCAGUGUUUGAAGAUGGGAGAUAUGCAAUCAAGAAAUUGAGGUUUAAAAGUUGGUGCUGAAGCCCUCAUGCCUCCAACCAGGACUUUCCUUCUGAAUGCUUUCAACACUUGGCUAAACACUACUAAUUCCUGAUCACUGAAGAUUUUCCAGUGCUGCAUAUCUUACAUCUUGGAACUCCAGCAGUUAGUCUUAAAGCAAAUCCUGUUUUGUGGACUGUCUUGCAAUUUUUUAGCUAAUUAUAACGAUAAAAAGGGAGUAUAAAUUUAUUCUGAUCCAUAUCUAGUUGAAUGCAUGUUAAAACACAAAAACAAAGCUUGCUCAAUCUACCUGCAGUGACUGAUGCAAAAACCAUCAUAUGCAAAUCCAAAGGAACCGAAAAGUAUUUUACAACUUGUAUCACUAAUGCACUGUUGUAAUGUAUGCGGGGUCUGAAAAGGUAGAAUCAUGACAGUGAGUUUCUUUCUGGAAUACCAUAACAUACAUUAGAUAAGUGCUUCAGCCUUUUUCAGGUUGAUGGAGUUGCCGGUUUAAAAGGGGCAUAUUUUUAUUUAAGUGAUGUGUUCUUUUCGAAUUCAGCUACUAAAUUGGAGUGACUGGAAAAUGAGUCAGACAAGCUGUAGAAAUCCCGCACACAAUUAGUUUACUUCAUACCUUUUCAUUUUCGUGAUAUGAGUUCAGUGUUAUACAGAUGUUCUUAGGAUCAGAAUGAAAUGACAGAGGUAAUGCUGUGUGUGCCAGUAAAUAAGGCAAACUUCCUUGAGGCAAAACUGGCUCUUAGGAAUAGUAGGAGGUGAUAUCACCUGCAUAAAGAAUUGCAUGUCCUGGGGAGAUUUCUAUCCAGUACUAUCUUUCAUACGAUGCAAGAUGUGUCAAAGUGAGACUGCCACACAGAUUGAUAGAAAACACUUUCUUUUAGUUCUCAGUUGAGGAAAUCCGUGCUGUUUUUCCUAAAGAAUGUUGUAGUCAGUUGAAAAUGUAUGUGCAGCUGAUCCAGCUUGCUUUCUGGAAACUUAAGAAGUGCGAGGGCUUUCUGCAGCAAACAGAGUUCAGCUGCAUGUUACUCUGAGGAAAGCUUGUGUGCCUGAUGAGUAUGUUAAAGGGGAACAAAUCAUUUUAACGCAAUUUCCUUAUUAGCUACUUGCAGUAUGGACUAUGGAUACUCUGUAGUAGGGCUGCCAGAGGUUUCAAAAAGCAGUUUUUUUUUUUUUUUCUGAAAGUAUUUGUAGUUGAAAUAGGAGCCACAUGUUGGUUACAGCAUUUUUACGUGUUUUCUUAGUAUUUUUUUUUUACUUCCUAAAUUGCACUUGGAAGCACGUAAAAUAAGACUGAACUGCAGAUUAGCAUUUCAUUGCAGUGAGUCAUUUGUGAUAUUCUUUCUUGCAACUUCAAUUUUUAAAGUACCUCAAAGCAAAUGCUGUGGGCAUAAAGGGCUAGCCUUGGAACCCAUUUGUAUACCAAAAUCGUUAUGGGAGAGAUUUUAAAUUUUUAAAUUUGAAUAUUGCACAUUAAAAUCGAGGUUUUUCUUAAACCUGCUUGACUUACAAUUCCAGAAAGAUGUAAUUUUCUUUUUUUUCUUCUUUUUUUGAUACAUUCUGCCUGCAAUAAAUUAUGCAGUAAAUGGUUAUAAAAUGUUGUUCCCUUUUAAGCAUUUACACCGAGGUAUAUCAGGCUGUAUUGUUCCCUUAGGUAAACUUCCAUUCAGAAUUAAAUUUUUUGAAGUUGUGUAUCUAGUUACGCUUUGUUUUGGGGUGUUCUGCUCCUGUACAGAUUUGGCAGCUGCUUCGGGGCAGCAUCAGUGCUGAUUUAAUGCUGCCAUCCCAGUACUCUGCCCUGGUGGGAGGCUUGUGUACCUUCAUACCCCAUUGGUGGUUAGAGCCUUCAGUAACUUUAUUUUUUACAGUAAGCACUCUCUGUAUUUUGUACCCCCCCUUUUUUUUUUUAAUAAAGUUUAGGUUUAUUUUGCAUGAAUCACUGUCAGUGGAUGGCCCCCUUAUUUCUAAUGCCUUGAACAUAACUAUGUUGUUAGAAUAAGUACUUUAAACCUUAUUCGUGAGCACUUACUGCAGCUUAGGGAUUUCCAUAUGUUUUCUAUAUGGAGCAGAAAGUUACCCAAGACAAACUUAGUUGAAUCUGUAGUGCUUUGUUCAAGUCUGUUUAACAAUUCCAUUUAUGUAGUAGUGUGCAACUUUGAUUAGUGAGGUGUGGCAGAGCACAAUGAGCAUUAACACAAGGCACCUGUCCUGAGCGUGGUUUUAACCAGGAGCUGAGGUCUGGAGCAGGGCUGUGUUGGGGAGGAGCUGGGAAGGCCAAGCUGAAAGCUUUGCUGUCUCCCGUCUCAUCACCAUAAACUGAAGCUUUGAAAAUCAUAGGAGAGAACUUCCAUGAAUGCUGCAAUAGAGAAAUAGUUGAGAAAUGAAUAUAACUUCCUGUAUAUUUGCUCUAACUUCAGAUUCCUAAAUGUCAUCUUGGAAUUGGUCUCCAUAUAGUAUUCCAUAACAUUUAGGCAGUCUCACUUACUUGAGCACUUUUUUUUCUAAGUUGCAUUAUGGGAUUCAUCCAGGAGGGAGAAACUGUACCUUUUCCAAAGGUACUACACCUUCCAGUUCUGAGCGAUUCUGAUCUGCUGGGAGGCUGGAGCGUGUCUCCAGGAGUUGUUAUGAAAAGUAACCAAAAGCACAGUGCAGGGGGACGGGGGAAUAUGUGUAUAUAUAACUAUCUUAAUGGUAUUUUGUUGCAAAUAGUAGAAAGCAUGGAUAUAAAACUGCAGCAGGGGAAACUGUACAUCAUUAAAUAGGCGUUUACACAGUGAGGGUCUUACGAAACAUUCUCUCCUGCUUUUUAUAUAACAUUCCCUAUUUAGAAUUCCUUUAUAAAUGAAUACGCAGUAUGUGUUUGCACAAGAGCUCCUCAGCAAGUGAAAAGAGCUAGUGCAGUAGAGACAUUUCAGAUCAAGCUUCUCUUUAAAAAAAAAAAAAAAAAACCAAAAAAAAAACACACAAAAAAACUUUUAUGGCAGCUUUAUAUGAUUAAAAAAAAAGUACUACUAUAAACCUGGAACUGAAAAUAACUUGCAGCAAUAACAAAGAGAAGUCCAAGAAAGAUUUUUCUUUUUUUUUGGUUAAAAUUCAAAUUUCAAGUGUCGAGUUCAGAUAAAGUAUUUUUAAAAAACUGAGGUAUUCCCUAUGUCAGUAACAGCUGAUGAAAAUGUCUUUUAAAUGUAGCAGCAGCAAAAUAAAAGUGGCUAAUAAUUGGCACCAAAAACAUGUAGCCCUAGUCAGUGGCAUGGUGGUUAACUAAACACUAGGAAGGAAAAGAGAGAACCUACUAUUAGAUGUUGCUUAUGCUUGUUGUAACCAUCUCCUGUUUGAAGUUUCUAGGAGACAUGCAGGAAUGCUGUUCAAGAAAGCUUCUUUUUGAGUGUACUAUGCAAGUUAAAGGCUUAGAUGCAGUGGUAGACAAAAAAAGUCCUUUAUUUUAGUUGAAGUUCUUCCUCGUAUUGCUUCAUCCACUGAAAAAAAAAAAAAAAACAAAAACCAGAACCAAACCACCACCUGUCAGUACCACCGUGUCUUAGUGUUGUCAGAAAAUAGCUGAUGGUGCAGAGCUGUAUACCAGGGUACUCAGCAUUGACUGCUCUCCAGGGAGCGUUCUGGCUUCACUGCUCCUUGGGUAGUAAGGCAAGAGAUGGUCAGGAUUGUCUUGGAAUCACUCCCCAGUGCUUCAGCACAGUAUUACACACUUGUUCAUUUGGCUUUUGCUUGAAUAGGUGAGCACAGCAAUCCAAUACCACCACCUAAGUAGGCUUAAACUCAUCCCAGGAGUAGUAACUACCGUGCGUGUGAAACCUUCCAUCGUAGGAUCGUGAGCGAUAGUGAUGCUUCAGCUGGAGCUGGAGGGAGAGGACGGACGCGGGGGCUGUGCCGGGCCCGUGGUGCCCGGGCUGUGGGCUGUGCCUGGCCCGUGGUGCCCGGGCUGUGGGCUGUGCCUGGCCCGUGGUGCCCGGGCUGUGCCGUGUUCAUGGCAAACAGGCCCAGUCAGCCCCGGCCUCUCCAGCAGGUGUCAGGCGGGAGCCCCAGCCCUGUCCCGGCGGUUGUGAGCGCUGGAACAGACGCGGCGAGUUCAGCUCAUUCACAUUGUUCUCAUUACUGAGUGUCAGCUUUCUAAUCCUGUAUCGUGUCAGCUCGAAGGGUCGUGCAGAGCCCUCAGACGUGAGGAGGUGCAGUGCUGCUUAGCAGGAGCUCCUGCAGCAGGGAAGGGCAGUUUGUGCAUCAGGGCUCGCCAAGAGCCGAGUUGGUUCUGAGCUCUCCUCCGAAGGAGCGAGGCCUCGGCAGGCUGUGCACCUCUGGUCAGGGGUGCUGAGGGGGAAUAAGGGCUGGUUUGUAGACUGAAGAGAGGGAAAAGGAACAGUGCUUAUCUGGGGACAAGGAAACCUUUUCUUGUGUGGGUUGCAUAUAACACUGAAACAUCUGAAUUUCAUGCGUAGUAAGGGUCCAUUUGUGAUUUGUAAAAUUUAUGGGCUCUGAAGUUUAAACAUCAAGAAAGUGAACAUGACUUCUAAACUGGUUGUGACUUUUGGGCACUUAGCAGGCAAACUGGGAAAGCUUUUUUAGCUGGCUGCUGUACAGAUUUGUUUUAAGUAGAAGGGAUUUGUUAGUGGGUUUUUUUUAAUUGUAAUGCUAUUAUUGGCUGCCCUCCUGUCCAAGAUUUAAAAAAGUGAGUGCAUGCAAUGGAAGUACAAGAGGCCCCAGUAAUAGUUCUCCAUGUUUGUUAUGAAAUAGACACAGGUUUCCUUUUUAUGACUUUUUUUAAAACUGUCUUAGGAACAGUUGUAUUGGUACUUUUUUUUUAAGUUUAGGUCAAUGUUGUCUUCCAGAAUAAGUUUUAAGGCAUCACUCACUCCUGCAUUGAACUAUUGCAUCAACACAAAGAGUGGAGAUUCCAUUCUGAGCCAGUUCAAUUGUGAAAAUUCAUACUUUUUUUAUUUUUUAUGCAAUUCAAUGAGUAGAUGAGCUCAGAUUUAAAUUCUUAAAAGCACGUUUAUUGUAACAAGAAUUGUUAUGUAUUAAUACUUCAGUUUUCAAUAAAGAUUGACUUGUGUUGCUUA
Molecule: messenger RNA, 5859 nt
Organism: Pseudopipra pipra
Lineage: Eukaryota; Metazoa; Chordata; Aves; Passeriformes; Pipridae
Gene: FAM168B
Product: family with sequence similarity 168 member B
Exons: 7
Coding region: 155-742 (195 amino acids)
Source: RefSeq, a predicted model, not a curated record